AUCCACGUCUCCUUUCCAGCACCCACCGACUCUCGUCCAAAACUACAGCCCUUCUAUUAUCAUCAACUCAGCACCUUGAUGACAUCCCACGCGGUGGACAUUCCGAUCACGGACUUGGACGAUGACAACGAUUACCUUCGCCCCGCACUGAUGUCGGACUUUGACGACGACUACUCCAUCCCCACGCGCGAAUUCACCAACUUGCCGCCCCAGUCGGGGAAAACUUCCAGCUUUUUUGACAAAAUCCGGUCGAUUUUGACGCGAAAGAGCGUUCAAGCGCUGCCGGAGUACUACGAGCUUCAACAUACGUCGCAGUUCGCCACGUCAGGCUCGGAGAGUGAGCACGAUUCGGCGGUGGACCAUGGACAAAAGGUGGGCAAGCUCCGGCCCGACCGCAUUCUCAUGCUCAUUUUCGCGAGCUUUCUCUUUCUCAUUUUUGUGUUUGCGUUUGUGUCUAAGCGGAAUACUGAGGGAUAUUCGAAACCGAUAUUGUGGAACGGGACGACAGAAUACUAUCCCACGACAAUUAUGAUCUCGCUUGACGGUUUCCAUCCGCACUAUAUCAACUCCGAGACGACGCCUCAUCUUCACAAAAUGAUGGCGAAUGGGUACGGGACGCCGUACAUGGUCCCGUCCUUUCCCUCCUCUACGUUCCCCAACCACUGGACGAUGGUCACGGGGCUCUACCCCGCGGAACACGGUAUUGUGGGAAACACGUUCUGGGAUGCCGCCAACCACAGACAGUUUGUGAAUACGAAGGCGAAGUUGUCGCUUCCUGAAUACUGGUGGGGCGGCCAGCCCAUCUGGCAGACAGCCAGCUAUCAGGGCGUGGAGCUGGCCGUGCACAUGUGGCCUGGGAGCGAGGUCCGCUUCAAGAACGGAAACCCGAUGAUUGUGGAUCAGUACAACGGAAGUGAGGUGUUAUCUCGAAAGGUGGACCGAAUGCUAGGCUGGUUGGACCUUGACAUCAGCAAGCGGCCAGAGUUGAUCUUGGGCUAUGCGCCAACAAUUGACACCUUGGGACACAAAUACGGAGUUUCUGGAGAGCAGCUCAAAGAGGGCUUGACCUACGUUGAUACGUUUAUUGGCGCCAUGGUUGCGGGGAUCGAGCUGCGGAACUUGACUGGCAUUGUGAAUUUGAUUGUGGUUUCCGACCACGGGAUGGCGCCCACUAGCAAUGACCGCUUGGUGUAUUUAGACGACAUCGUGGAUACCACAAAGAUUGAGCACACUGACGGCUGGCCCCUCUAUGGGUUGAGACCGUACCUGAAAUACACCGUGGAUGAGGUUUACCAGGAGUUACAGUCAAACGUGAAGGGGGAUUCACAUUACAAGGUGUAUUUGCGGGAGGAAAUGCCUGCGGAGUGGAAUUUUGGAAACGUCCACCGGUACGAGGAGCGAAUCGCCCCUGUGUGGGUGGUUCCGGACGUGGGUUACGCCAUCACAAAUCAUUCCAUCAUGGAAUCUCAGGGAAACAACUACCAUCCGAGUGGAAUCCAUGGGUACAACAACACGGAGGUGUUGAUGCGGGCACUCUUCCUCGCCCAGGGACCGUAUUUCAAAGAAAAGAUGGGCAGUCCCCAGAUGGUCAAGCCGUUCGCAAAUACCGAAAUCUACAACGUCAUCUGCGAUACGCUUAACUUAGUGCCGCUGCCAAAUAACGGAACCACCGCCAGGGUGUUUAGCCAUGGAAACGCAUUGGGUGACUGGCAAGACGAUAGAGCUUACCCAGAUGUGGCGUUUGCCAUGGACUCAGUGGUGGGCAACGCCACGUAUGAUAUCUUGUGGGGGAAAGCAAAGGGUUCUAAGGCUGACAACACCGACACAAAGACCGAGAAGAAACCUGCGAUGGAGUCAUCAUCUUUUGAGCCGGAUACAACGCUUUCAAUUUCUAGCCCGUCUACGUCUUCCCCUGCAAAGGGCGGAUUUUUAGAGCACUUAGGAGAGUUAUGGGACGAUGUGGAGGGGUUUUUUGGAGACGUUUUUGGGAACAAUGCGAAAGAUGACAGCGAUGCCACCAAGGAUAAGACGGAAAAAGUCAGCCAUGUCAUUGAGGAUAGUGUGGACAAAUUUAACGAUGCCAUUGAGGAUGGUGUGGAGGCAAUCGGAGAAGCGUCGAAGAAAAACACUGUUUCCUUUGUAAGGUUGCAAUCCACCGUUGCCUACGAACAGCUCUUGGCUUCCUUCAAGAGCGACUUGAAAAAGGCCAUGAUUGCCAAGGAUGGCCCAAAGAAAACCGCCAUUAGGAAUGUCAUGGCUGUUGUCAAGAACAAAGAGUUGGAAAAAAUGGGCAAAGAGAACAACGAGUUUGCCGCCUUUGACAUCCUUAGCAAGAUCGCCCAGCAGAGACGUGACUCUAUCCAGCAGUACAGCGACGCUUCCAGAACCGACUUGGCGGAGGCUGAGGAGUACGAGUUGACCGUUGUGCAAGAGUACUUGGCCUCGUUGCCAGUUAUGUCCAAGGCAGAGAUCUCCACCAAGGUUACUGAAUUGAUCAACCGCUUGAAGGAGAAGGCUGGCGAAAACAAAGUCCAGAUGAAGGAUGUCAUGCAAGCGGUGAAUUGGAAAACCCUCCCAGCCGAGUGGAAGGCCUCUCCGGUAGCCGUCAAGGCUAUCAUGGCCCAGCUCCACCGCGAGUUGUGCUAAUCUAGCAGCUCAGCACUGUAUAUAGACGUCUACUAGAAGGUAACAUGUAUGAAAUAAAGGUGAGAUAGGAGAAAAAGCGGAAAAGAAU
This is a messenger RNA of Babjeviella inositovora NRRL Y-12698, 2734 nucleotides long. Its product is annotated as nucleotide diphosphatase/phosphodiesterase. Gene Ontology annotation, biological process: nucleoside triphosphate metabolic process. The record is from RefSeq and is a predicted model, not a curated record. NCBI's taxonomy places the organism in Eukaryota, Fungi, Ascomycota, Pichiomycetes, Serinales. The transcript has 4 exons. The coding region runs from base 79 to 2646 and encodes 855 amino acids. Gene Ontology annotation, molecular function: nucleoside triphosphate diphosphatase activity; carbon-nitrogen ligase activity, with glutamine as amido-N-donor; ribonucleoside triphosphate phosphatase activity.